Lasiodiplodia theobromae is the source of this 1620-nucleotide messenger RNA. RefSeq names its product Cytochrome p450. The record is from RefSeq and is a predicted model, not a curated record. NCBI's taxonomy places the organism in Eukaryota, Fungi, Ascomycota, Dothideomycetes, Botryosphaeriales, Botryosphaeriaceae. The coding region runs from base 1 to 1620 and encodes 539 amino acids. The transcript has a single exon.
AUGCUUGAGGCCAUGGAGAACCUGAAGAUCAAAAAUGGCGCACUCGAGCAAAUACUUGCGAAGCGAGUUCUUGUCGGAUACGAAGACCCAGGAACUGGUAGCUACCAACAUGUUGGACGCCUCUCGGAUCCGCAAGAUGCAGAGAAGAUCAAGUUCAGUCUGCUCAUCGGUCGUGAUGUAGAGACGAAGCAAAAAUACAUCAUCUACUUCCACCUGCCGUUCAGAACCCGCCAUGUGUCCAAGAAGCCCAAGAAUUUGUACCUCAUCAUCCCCGUCGAGCAACUCAAAAUGUCUAUCGAUACUGUCUCUGCUGACAAGCUCCCGGUGACGACCAUGGUGCAGUUGAAGAAAGAUGAUGGUUUGGAAGAUUCCCGGUCUUUUCUCAGCAUCAGAUUGGAUCUUGGAUGCUCUUCUUACGCAGUAAUGCCUACCUUAUCAAGACCAAUGGAGGCCCCACUAACCGGCGUACCUGGCCAACUGCUGUCGCACUUCAAAUCCCUGUCAACCGUCAAAUCUCUGGAUAUCUACCUCAACGACGGUGACGGGAACGAGGAACUUCUGGCAUUCCAGGAGAAGCUUCAGACCAACUCACUCACCUCCCCAAGGCUAGACAUGGUGCACAUGUACGAGGGAAGUCUGGCUGGAACGAAUAACUGGGACCAGUACCCCUGCGGCGAAGACGUCGGCAACCACAUCGUUUGGAACCCUGUCCUUGAAGACAAGCCCCCAGCCUACGACGACGUUGUUGCCGAACCACCAGCAACCGGCUGGUCUGACAGCCAGAACGACCAGAGUUCCGACCACGUAAGCUUCGCGAAAUCCCCCGGCGGCACCCACUCGCUGUACUGGCGCAACCGCCCUCAACCCCGCAGCAAAUGGAUUCGCGCCGUGGACGCCGGCCAGCCCGAUGCGGAUGCGAUAUCGCGCCUCCGCUCCCGGAAGCGCAGGGCAGUCGAAGAGCCCGGCCACGCGGACGAGUACCUAUCACCGGGCCUCCGCACCGGCAGCCCCACCGAACCUGACAGCUCUCCCCUCGCUGCCAUGCCGGGUGUAGCAGUUUCCAUGGACAAGUCACCCAGCCCGCACGCGCAAGCGGUCCAAAUGCACGAAGCCAUCAUAGCCUCUCUCUACCGCCGCAACACCCUCGGCGCCCUCGAACUUGACUUCUCGCUGCUAAAAAAGCCAAGCCUCUUCAUCGAGCUCCAGGAAUGGCUGCUCAAGAUGUGGGAGUACGACCACCACGCGCAUGCGACGUAUGCCCGGGAACUGUUCAAGCUGGGGUCGUACGCGCGGCUGAGCAAGCUGCGGCUAUUCGAUGCGGCGAUGGCCGAGUUGCAGGAGAAGUUCUUCAAGGCUGUGACUGACUCGAUUGCGCCGUGGAAUCAGAAUCAGGCGAGGGCGGAUUUCCGGGAGCAGUGCGGGGGUGUGGCAGAGUGGUUGAGGGGCAGCGUUUGUCGGAAUGCGGUCAUGUUUAUGGCGAAGCCAUUGGUUGAUUUGCGGAGGGCGGCGGCGGUGGCGGAGAGGGAGGGAAAGGGGGAGGGGGGCAGGAUGCGGGCGUUUUAUGAGAGGAAGGCGGAGUGCUGCGCUAUUGCGUUCUAUGCGUUUGGGGAUGUGGUGUAG